AUGCUGCUUUAUAGCAACAUCUCCCUGUCUGUUGAAGCCCCUGAGUUCCUCCUGAAUUGUUUUGUUAGGUCCCCCAUUUGGCAGCGCUGGCUGUCCCUGCCCCUCAGCAUCCUAUUCCUCCUGGCCAUGGGGGCCAACGCCACCCUCCUGAUCACCAUCUGGCUGGAGGCCUCUCUGCAUGAGCCCCUCUACUAUCUUCUCAGCCUCCUCUCUCUGCUGGAUAUUGUGCUCUGCCUCACUGUCAUCCCCAAGGUCCUGGCCAUCUUCUGGUUUGAUCUCAGGCCCAUAAGCCACUCUGCCUGCUUCCUCCAGAUGUUCAUCAUGAAUUGCUUCCUGGGCAUGGAGUCCUGCACCUUCCUGGUCAUGGCCUAUGACCGCUACGUGGCCAUCUGCAAGCCUCUGCGCUACCCAUCCAUCAUCACUGACCGGUUUGUGGCAAAGGCUGUCGUCUUCAUCCUGGCCCGGAACACAAUUCUCACUGCCCCUGUUCCUAUCCUCUCUGCCCGGCUCCAUUAUUGUGGAAAAAAUAUGAUUGAGAACUGUAUCUGUGCCAACCUCCCUGUGUCCAAACUCUCCUGUGAUAACAUUACCCUUAACAAAAUCUACCAUUUAAUUGUGGCCUGGACGCUCCUGGGUUCCGAUCUUGUUCUCAUCUUCCUCUCCUAUACUUUCAUCCUCCGAGCUGUUCUCAGACUCAAGGCGAAAGGGGCAGCAGCCAAAGCGCUGAGCACGUGCGGCUCUCACUUCAUUCUCAUCCUUUUUUUUAGUACCAUCCUGCUGGUUUUAAUUUUUACCCAUAUGGCCAAGCAAAAAGUUCCUCCUGAAAUCCCUGUCUUACUAAAUGUCCUACACCAUGUGAUUCCUGCAGCUUUCAAUCCCAUUGUCUAUGGGGUAAGAACCAAGGAGAUAAAACAAGGGAUUUGGAAAUUACUAAGGAGUGGUGGGUGA
Molecule: messenger RNA, 948 nt
Organism: Talpa occidentalis (Iberian mole)
Lineage: Eukaryota; Metazoa; Chordata; Mammalia; Eulipotyphla; Talpidae
Product: olfactory receptor 56A3-like
Exons: 1
Coding region: 1-948 (315 amino acids)
Biological process (GO): G protein-coupled receptor signaling pathway
Cellular component (GO): membrane
Molecular function (GO): olfactory receptor activity; G protein-coupled receptor activity
Source: RefSeq, a predicted model, not a curated record